Molecule: messenger RNA, 569 nt
Organism: Drosophila hydei
Lineage: Eukaryota; Metazoa; Arthropoda; Insecta; Diptera; Drosophilidae
Gene: Sws1
Exons: 2
Coding region: 30-554 (174 amino acids)
Source: RefSeq, a predicted model, not a curated record
GAAUCAAGACGAAUUAUUGACAUAUAUAAAUGACGCUUCAUAAUGAGAAUUUGAUAAAUACAGACGAUCUGUUUAUACCAGGUUUGGUUCAACAGGUUUUUAAUAAAUACAAACGUAUUAAUGGUAUAACUUUAACCCCAGCGGAACGUUUGCAGUUAUUUACCGAUUUGAACGCCUUGUUGGGCGAGGUUCUUCUGAAGCGCGCUCUAUAUCUGCUUGAUCAGUGGAAUUUUAUUACAUACUACACAGCAGAUCGCUUUCGUAGUAUAGUUGAAUUGAGUAGCAACCGAAACUCUGCGCACGUUGUGCGUGUUGUACCUGGCGUGAAUUAUUGCAAGUGCCGUUAUUUUCAGCGUUUUGUGCUACAAUUGAAAGAUACAGGAGAGAAGGACGAAGAUGAGCACGAACUAGACGGUGGCAGUAAUCAAGUUUCCUUCACGUGUGAACACGUGUUAGCACAGUGUUUGAAUCAGCUACUAAGUCCAGAGCCACGGACACAGAUCUUGACGCUUGAUCAGUUUAGAUAUCUUCAUAACGAUAUCUAUGAGGAUUGAUGCAGCAUUCGAAAG